This is a messenger RNA of Penicillium argentinense, 1482 nucleotides long. RefSeq names its product sorting nexin-4. The transcript has 2 exons. Gene Ontology annotation, cellular component: phagophore assembly site. Bases 1 to 1482 code for a protein of 493 amino acids. The record is from RefSeq and is a predicted model, not a curated record. Gene Ontology annotation, molecular function: phosphatidylinositol binding. NCBI's taxonomy places the organism in Eukaryota, Fungi, Ascomycota, Eurotiomycetes, Eurotiales, Aspergillaceae. Gene Ontology annotation, biological process: cytoplasm to vacuole targeting by the Cvt pathway; autophagy.
AUGGAGCACCACGACGACUUCGACAGCGUCUCCUGGAAGCACGAUCCAGAAAGCGAUGCCUCUCGACCGACGACCUCCGGCACAGAUGCGGAAGAGCCAUCGUCAUUUGACCAUGAUGCCAAUGGCAAGCGAAGGAUGAGCUCUGCUCACGAAGAACCCCAGGCCGGCUCGCUGGCCGACGCCGUGGACCUGGCUGGUAUCGGAGACGGUGUGCUGGAGUGUCGUGUCGACACACCGCUGAAAGAAAACGAUGGCACGAAAGACACAUAUAUCUCAUAUCUCGUGACAACACAUACCGAUUUUAAGUCAUUCCAGAGGCCUGAUUUCAGUGUACGGCGACGAUUUACCGAUUUCUAUUUCCUGUACAAGACGCUCUACCGCGAAUACCCAGCAUGCGCGGUCCCGCCACUGCCGGACAAACACAAGAUGGAGUACGUCCGAGGAGACCGGUUCGGCCCGGAGUUCACAACACGACGCGCCUGGUCGCUGCACCGUUUCCUCAAGCGCCUGACACUGCACCCCGUGCUCCGCCGAGCCCCCCUUCUCAUCAUCUUCCUGGAAUCGCCUGACUGGAAUGCCCAUGUACGACUGCAUAGCACGCGCACUACUACAAACACCAAUACUGAUGCUGCGGGCACUGGGAUAUUCGAUAACUUCACCGACAGCUUCGUCAACGCCUUUACCAAGGUACACAAGCCAGACCGACGUUUCAUUGAGGUCAAGGAGAAGGCCGAUAAGUUGGAUGAAGACCUUUCACAUGUCGAAAAGACCGUGGCGCGGGUCGCGCGGCGAGAAUCCGAUUUGGAGACCGACUACACAGAGUUAGCGACGCAGUUCCGCAAGCUCGUUCCUCUUGAGCCAGCAGUAGAAAUGCCAUUGCAGGUAUUCGCGGCAUCCGUCGAAGAGACCGCGCGUGGAGUGCGGGGAUUGAAGGAUCACACCGAUCAGAAUUAUCUGGGGUCGCUGCGCGACAUGGAAGCCUACAUCUUGUCUGUCAAAGCCCUUCUCAAAACACGAGAGCAGAAGCAGCUUGACUUCGAAGCUCUGGUGGACUAUCGCAAUAAAGCAGUGGCCGAGCGUGACACCCUCGCCGCUAAUCCAGCAGCUUACUACGCAUCCAAUCCUCUCACCUCAUCUCCGGCCUCUUUCAUUCGCUCCAAAAUGGAGGAUAUGCGCGGCGUCGACCACGAGCAAUCCCGUCGCGAGCGGGUACGCAAGCUUGAGCUCCGGAUUGAUGAACUCACCCGUGAGGUUGAAUCGGCAAAGACUACGUCGGAAAUGUUCGAUGAAGAAGUAGUGCGCGAGGUCGCUGAUUUUGAGCGCAUCAAGGCUGUGGAGUUCCGUGAUUCCCUUGGAAGUUUUGCCGAUUCGCAUAUCGAAUUCUACCAGGGUGUUCUUUCAACAUGGGAGCGCUUUAUUGCAGAGAUGGAGGGCGAUGCCGACUUUGAUCUGGAUGCCGAUCCAGUAUUGGGAGCCCACUAG